AUGUCCAUGCACGCCUCUCUCGGCUCUCUUAGAGCGUGUAUCCAGCUAUCGAACGCUUCGUCUGCCCGGCUGACUACUGUCAGACAUGCCUCUCUCAACUCCGCCAUCGGCCGUGGCAUUCGCAAAUCUCGCGGACUAGACGAUUCUCCUCCGUCGCGAAAUCCUCCAAGAGAUAACAACCCUCGCUAUGGGCCUCCAAGAGAUAACAACCCUCGCAAUGGGGCCCCAAGAGAUUAUCCUCGCAAUGGGCAAAAGGACGCAAGGCCACAGAACCGCACGGACUAUGACGACCGGGAAAAUGCACCAUUUGAUGUAGACGAAUUCGUCCGGUCAGGGAACUUCCGCGGAACACCCGGCGAACCGCAGCCGCGCUGGAUGGCACGUGAAAAAGUGGACAGGGACGAAACCUUAAAGAGGCUCACCAGAGCCAAGAAGCGCGAACCAAGACACAAAUGGUCAGAAAAAAUGCCGGAACGGGUAAAGGAACACGUUUUUGUGCCCAAAUCGAUCCCCUAUACCACGCCUGCGUCGGAGUUCAUUUACGGGACCAACGCUGUCGAAUCGACGCUGCGUUGCAGCCGGCGGAAGAUCUACAAGCUGUAUAUAUACCAAAACAAGGGUGAGGAAUUGAGCCCGGCAAAGCUUACGCUGCGCAAACUCGCUUUAGUGAAGAACAUUCCGGUCAAGAUGGCGUUUGCAGAAUGGGAUCGUCUGCUUGACAAGAUGAGCUCCGGACGACCCCAUAACGGCUGUGUUCUCGAGGUAUCACCCUUACCCCGACUACCUGUUCAAAGCUUUGCCCCCGUCUCAUCUCCAGAAGAAGACUCCUUCCGCGUGGAAUUGGGUUCCCAAUCGCGCGAGGAAGCUUUAAUCAACGGCACAAAUAACCGCAUUGGAAUUCAUCAACCGUCCCAACAACAGCGCCGACGAUACCCCGUCACCUUGCUCUUAGACGGAAUUGUUGACCAGGGGAAUCUCGGCGCAAUCAUCCGCUCCGCAUAUUACCUGGGCAUCGACGCAGUCGUUUUCGCUGGCCGAAACUCGGCGCCUCUGUCCGAUGUGACGAUUAAGGCUUCCGCGGGAGCCUCCGAAAACAUGACCCUUCUCGAAGUCGGCAAUGAAAGGGCAUUCAUUCAACAGUCUAAGGCAAAUGGGUGGCGCUUUUAUGCAGCCGAUGCUCCCGGCCUUGGUUCUACGCUCGAGAGUCAACACGACGCAGACCCUACUAGCGGUGGCAGUAUUUUCACUCAAGGGCCCAGCGUGAUUAUGAUGGGGAGUGAGAGCAGCGGAUUGAGCCGCCACUUUCUAUCACAUGCAAAUGCUAUCGUGAGCAUCCCAGGAUCACGGUUUGUUGGCGGUUCGGGUGUUGAGUCUGAUCCCGCUCGGGUUGACAGUCUCAAUGUCAGCGUUGCUGCGGCGCUGUUGAUGGAGAAGUUCUUACGGACUCCGCUUGCAGUGAAUGAGAUACCGCAGCAAGGAUGA
Messenger RNA from Aspergillus glaucus CBS 516.65, 1482 nucleotides. RefSeq lists its product as uncharacterized. The transcript has a single exon. Gene Ontology annotation, biological process: rRNA methylation. Gene Ontology annotation, cellular component: mitochondrion. NCBI's taxonomy places the organism in Eukaryota, Fungi, Ascomycota, Eurotiomycetes, Eurotiales, Aspergillaceae. The coding region runs from base 1 to 1482 and encodes 493 amino acids. The record is from RefSeq and is a predicted model, not a curated record. Gene Ontology annotation, molecular function: RNA methyltransferase activity; RNA binding.